Molecule: messenger RNA, 681 nt
Organism: Macadamia integrifolia
Lineage: Eukaryota; Viridiplantae; Streptophyta; Magnoliopsida; Proteales; Proteaceae
Exons: 4
Coding region: 1-681 (226 amino acids)
Source: RefSeq, a predicted model, not a curated record
AUGAUGUUUGGGAGCUUGUUGAACUACCUUCGGGAUUCAAAGCGAUUGGUUGUAAAUGGAUAUUUAAGACCAAGCAUGACUGAAAGGUGUAUCUAUCUGAAAGUCAGUGGGAGCAAUUUUAUAUUUCUGGUCCUGUAUGUAGAUGACAUCUUGCUUGCUAGUAAUGAUCUUGGUUUGUUAAAGGACACAAAAUCAUUUCUCUCUGAGAAUUUUGAAAUGAAAGAUAUGGGUUUGACCUCAUUUGUGAUUGGCAUAGAGAUGUAUCGUGAUAGAUCUCGUCGAUUGCUUGGGCUGUCACAGAAAGCUUAUAUCAAUAAUGUGGCUGCCAAGAAGGUGAUGCGUUAUUUACAGGGAACGAAAGACUAUAUACUCACUUACAGAGCCAUUGAUCAAUUGGAAAUGAUCGAAUGUUCAGACUCUGAUUAUGCUUGUUGCCUCGACAAUAGAAAGUCUACAUCUGGUUAUGUCUUUUUACUUGCUGAGCUUCGAGUUGUCGACACCAUCAUGAAGCUUCUGAGAAUGUAUUAUGACAGUGUUGCCAUUGUGUACUAUUCCAAGAAUGACAAGCAUUCAAGUAGAGCGAAGCAUAUUGGAGUGAAGUACAAUUUUGUGAAGGAGGCCGUUCAAAAACAAGAGGUGUCUAUAGUUCAUAUAAAGACAAGUCUAAUGAUUGCUUGUUGA